CUGCUCAGCUGGGCCAGUGUUGGGACUGUAACACAACUGGGAGGUCGGAUUUUAGCACUUACCCUCCUGCACCGCUUGGUACCCGCAGAGAGGACCCCGCACCGUCCUUCUCCAGUCCUGCACUAUCCAGCUGAUGAUGCCUGCACGGUGGGAAACCUUCUCUGCCCUGUCACUCCCCCCAUCUAUAAUUGAGGAGGAUCUGGACGGAGACCCCUCAUCACAGCACUUAUGGGAUGGAGAGUGUGCAGAUGUGCUCCACAGAUGUUCCAGUAUCACCAGUUCGGAUUGUGAUUCCCUUCCCAGUUUAGACUGUGAAUCCCUACCAAAUUCUGACAGUGAAUCUCUCACAGGCAGCAACUCCUUCUUAGAGUGUGACUUUAAUGACUUAGACAACAUUUCUAUACCUGACUCUGAUCUGUUGACGGACCCUGAAGGGGAGCAGCUCUGUCCAAGUCUUCUGAAGCUGAUAAAGAGAUGUCUGACCAAAGCCAGGAUUACCUCCUUGAAAUGUUCUAGACUCCUGCCUCCUGAUGACCUGCUCCAGCACAUGGGCCAGGAACUCCUGCACUUGGCAUUCAGCGAGCCGUGUGGACUGCGGGGCGCACUUAUAGACUUGUGUGUAGAACAUGGCAAAGUCUGCCAUAGUGUGGCCCAGGUAUCUGCGGAUAAGACCGUGGUGCCUACUUUCCAGCUAACUGUCUUGUUGAGAUUGGACUCCAGACUCUGGCCCAGAAUCCAGGGUCUCUUCAGCACCAAACCUGUCCCGGGUUCUGGGCAGUCACUGAAACUGAGUUCUGGCUUUAAGAUUUUGAAAAAGAAGCUAUACAGCUCUGAAGAAUACAUAGUGGAGGAAUGUUGAUAACACUAGUGGUGGUUCCAUUUUUUCUUUUUUCAAUGUAAAAAAAAAAAACUUUGAAAGAUUGAAGAUAACAUUGCAAUCACAGAAUUUUGAGGGUUUUUUCUUUUUUACCAUAGGGGGGAUGUUUAGUUUAACAGUAACUGUUUUAGCUGGUGCACAAUUAUUGGGUUAAUUUUGCUGCUAAACUUGCCAGUGGCUGGGAAAGUUAACCCAUUCACAGUCAGAGUGGUGUCUGCACUUUGCUCUCAUUACUCUGUCAGUGAGAGGAAACCUAAAAUCCAGGUUUUGGGUAUUUUCCAUAAAAUGAAGUAUUUGUCUUUUUUUUUAAUUGAUACAAUUCACUCAUGGGGUACUGAGAACUGAGUUCAAAUGACAUAUGCACCUAAAUGUACUGAAGUUGGUAUAUUGCACUGGGGGACUUUUUGUAUACUCUAACGGCAGCUGGACUGCACCUAGGUGGAUUGAUUCUACCUCAAUGUUUUUUAGUGUAAAAUGUAAUCCUUGAACCAAAUGUACAAUUUUGCCCUUGAGGCAAAGUGUUUGUUGCCUGUAUCUGACUACUGAGGUCACGGCAGCUAGAGCUCAUUUCAUGCAGCCAGCGCAGUGUUGACGGUCUGCCUGGGCAAGCACUGCCACUUGCUGAAUAUUGUAUUAAACUGCUGCUUAUGACUGUUUACAGUGUUACACUUGACGUUCAAGUACAAAUCCACAAUGUGCCUUUUUUUUACUUUUCUAAUAAAUGGUAAAUAUUAAA
Bombina bombina (fire-bellied toad) is the source of this 1613-nucleotide messenger RNA. It is a transcript of the gene DDIT4, whose product is annotated as DNA damage inducible transcript 4. The transcript is spliced from 3 exons. NCBI's taxonomy places the organism in Eukaryota, Metazoa, Chordata, Amphibia, Anura, Bombinatoridae. The record is from RefSeq and is a predicted model, not a curated record. Gene Ontology annotation, cellular component: cytoplasm. Gene Ontology annotation, biological process: apoptotic process; negative regulation of TOR signaling; response to hypoxia. Bases 134 to 859 code for a protein of 241 amino acids. Gene Ontology annotation, molecular function: 14-3-3 protein binding.